AUGGCGGACACUGCGGCUCAGCCCACCAAGAGGAAGCGCGAAAGGGAUGCCGAGGAGGAGACAGGCCCCGGCUCAGAGGAAAAGGAAGCAGGCGUUGGAAAUGGUACCGCAACUCUUGACCGCUUACCCUUCUCCGGCUUUAGAGUGCACAAAGUGCUGAGAGAGUCUGCGCGGGACAAAAUCAUCUUCCUGCAUGGGAAGGUGAAUGAGGCCUCCGGGGACGGGGACGGAGAGGAUGCCGUUGUGAUCUUAGAGAAGACGCCGUUUCAAGUGGAGCAAGUGUCCCAGCUCCUGCGGGGCAGCCCUGACCUCCAGUUGCAGUUCUGCAACGACAUCUACAGCACCUAUCACCUGUUCCCGCCAAGGCAACUGAGUGAUGUGAAGACCACCGUGGUUUACCCUGCCACAGAGAAACACCUGCAGAAGUACCUGCGCCAGGACCUCCGGCUGAUCCGAGAGACCGGAGACAAUUACAGAAAUGUCACACUGCCCCACCUGGAGUCCCAGAGCCUCAGUAUUCAGUGGGUAUACAACAUUCUUGAGAAGAAGGCUGAAGCCAACCGGAUUGUUUUCGAGAACCCAGAUUCCUUGAACGGUUUUGUCCUCAUUCCUGACCUCAAAUGGAACCAGCAGCAGCUCGAUGACCUGUACCUGAUUGCCAUCUGCCACCGCCGAGGCAUCAAGUCACUGCGGGACCUCACUCCAGAGCACCUGCCUCUGCUUAGGAACAUCCUCCGGGAGGGUCAGGAAGCCAUCCUACAGCGCUACCAGGUGGCCGGGGACCGCCUCCGGGUGUACUUGCACUACCUGCCCUCCUACUACCACCUGCACGUGCAUUUCACCGCGCUGGGCUUUGAGGCCCCCGGCUCAGGGGUGGAGAGGGCGCAUCUGCUGGCAGAAGUGAUUGAAAACCUGGAAUGUGACCCAAAGCACUAUCAGGAACGCACCCUCACCUUUGCCCUCAGGACCGAGGACCCCCUGCUCCAGCUGUUGCAGGCGGCCCAGGGGCGCUGAGUGGACUUAGGAGUUGUCCGGGGAGCAUAGAGGAGGGGGCUGGGGUGGGGGCAGGGAAGCAGCCUUUGUUUCACUUUGUGAAAAUUUUUUAAAAUGUGUUUCGUACUAGCUUAUUCCUACGAUUCGAAUAAAGCAUUGGGGCCGCUA
Echinops telfairi (small Madagascar hedgehog) is the source of this 1161-nucleotide messenger RNA. It is a transcript of the gene DCPS, whose product is annotated as decapping enzyme, scavenger. Gene Ontology annotation, cellular component: nucleus; P-body. The transcript is spliced from 6 exons. Gene Ontology annotation, biological process: deadenylation-dependent decapping of nuclear-transcribed mRNA. The record is from RefSeq and is a predicted model, not a curated record. Bases 1 to 1014 code for a protein of 337 amino acids. Gene Ontology annotation, molecular function: hydrolase activity; RNA 7-methylguanosine cap binding. Lineage: Eukaryota; Metazoa; Chordata; Mammalia; Afrosoricida; Tenrecidae.